Messenger RNA from Closterium sp. Yama58-4, 2169 nucleotides. The record is from the annotation of a GenBank genome assembly. Lineage: Eukaryota; Viridiplantae; Streptophyta; Zygnematophyceae; Desmidiales; Closteriaceae.
AUGAGGGCGGAGCUAUGCGAUCAUCGGGCUGGCACUCUCGCCGCAAAGCUGGAAGCCGAGGGGAUAGUUAUGCCCACGCAGCCCCCGCCCGUCCAGGCUCUGGACCCAGCAAUCGUUGUGCAGGACGAUGAUGAGGUCGUCGAGCUGAAGUCCGAGGGGGAGAUGCAACCAACCGACAUGCAACUCGUUGUGCUUGCUGCGAAACUCGGCGCAAUCUCUCUGGCACUUGGGUAUGACGAGGACCAGCUCCUAGCUGGUGCUGCGCACUUUUUGACAACGCACGCUCGUGUAGUGGAUCCAAUCGUCAAGGGGAUGGGGGCCGGCAAGGAUACUGAGGCCGUCGCGAAGAGCAUGGCGGUUGCGCUGCACACGACACCUAUGCCUCUCCCACGCCAUCCAGCGGGCCAAGUGGGCGUUCGAUUGAGCAAAAUGACGACCAAGGCUACCUCACCAAGACCCGGCAGCAAGCCUCCGAGUCCACAUACGCCGCAUCCUGUCAUAGCAAUCCCAGCAUCCGGCGGCAACGUUGGGAAACCUCCACGAGCUCGAGAGGGGACACGCGAGGGACGGACAGGGCACACGGGUGUGCGGUACGAUCCAGAGACCGGCAAGUACUAUGCAAAACUGGUGUGGGGACGUGGGUCCAGACAGCAGAUUCGGCUUGGUUCAUACACCGAUGAGCUGGAUGCAGCGUACGCCUACGCUGCCGCGGCACAUGUGCUGCGCCCGAAGGUUAUCAGUAAGGGUGCGGUGAGAUUGUCCGACUCGGACAUCGCGGCGCUAUCGGGUUGCACGGCGCCAUCUGCUAGCGGGAGUGGGGAUGCAGCCGCAGAGUCCCAGUCUUCCCAGCAGCCAUCGCAACCCGUUGAGGCGCCGAGGUCGAGGCGCGUCGAGGAUGUUGUGAACGAUACGCAAGCUCCCACUGGAGGUGCGAACGCGGGCAGUUCGCGCCCGGCGGUAUCGAACGACGAUCCCGCGGGAAUGCUUCCGGAGAUGCCGCGUAACUACAACGCUGAUGUGGGAACACGCCUUUACCGUGACGACGACAACACACCCGUAUCCCGCGAGGAGUUUAAUCGCAUUGUUCGUGCGCACGAGGAAACACUUGCAGCGUUGGCUCAACUGGAGACCGUCCUGCUUGCAAAGAUUGAGCACGAGAAAUCCGAGGAGAAGGCUCGUAAGCGGAAGCGGGGACGAGUAAAUGAGGCGCGCGAUGCACGCGUGGCAGAGGCGAGUGAUCUCGCGCUAUCCGACGACGAGGACAACGAUCGGGCACCUAAUGCGCGCCACAAGAAGACUGCCAAAUCGGCGAUUCUGCAGAGGGCGCUGGAAGUGCUCCCGGCCGACAAACCCUGGAAGAACAUUUGCGAGCAGGUGCGCGUUCACAUGUUCUUCGAGCGGAGGAACGAGAGGAUGACGUUCUACCCCAGCAGUGAGGAGAAGACCGCGGGGGUGUGCGCAGUGGUAGACAAUCUCCCGAAAUCGUACGCCGCACUGGCUCUUGCAGCAUGCAAAGCCCGUCGGGCCGAUCUUAAUCGGUCUCUGAGCGAUUGGAAGCCGGCGGCCGCUGGCCGGGUGCGUGACAUCGCGCUGCCGCGAAUUGGGCUUUUUCGGGAUGAACGGGACGCGCAAAGCCCGUGGGCAACUGCAAAGGCUCGGCCCCUUGCGAAGGUUCGAACUCGUACUGGGCUUGACGCCAGUUUCGGCGAUAAGGUCGUGCUGUCAAGGUGGUCGCACGACCGUAGGGGCAUGCCGUUUGCCUCGGGAGCAUUCACUGCGUGUGCACGCACGGUUUUCAAGCCCAAGAUGUUGAACGGCACCAUCACCCUGAAGCUCUACCAUCUCGCGUGGAUCGAGCAUCUGGUGACUGACGCGAUUAUCAACUGGGAGCAGCGCAAGGGCCGCCUGUCCAAUUCGGCCUCACGCAACGCCCACAUGGUGAAAGGGCUGCAGACCUUGGUGUUUGAUGCUAUUGUGGCGGCCAUUGACAAGUACAACCCGCCAUACGACCCGGAUACUAAGACGUUCGAAUGGGGCCGUCAUGGGCUCCGCCUGUCAACGUGCGGCCUGGAAGAGACACUUCCAGAGGCGUCAGGCGACGAGGAAAUCGAGAGAUCCGUGAACGAGGUCUCAGUAUCGCACGGGAAUUCAAAAAUGGACGAGCAGUAG